Messenger RNA from Hypanus sabinus (Atlantic stingray), 2840 nucleotides. Its product is annotated as interleukin-17 receptor C-like. Gene Ontology annotation, molecular function: interleukin-17 receptor activity. Lineage: Eukaryota; Metazoa; Chordata; Chondrichthyes; Myliobatiformes; Dasyatidae. The record is from RefSeq and is a predicted model, not a curated record.
GUUCGAACGGCACCCCUGCUUACAGAAGCCCAGUGUUAAUGAUGAAGCUCUACCUCUUCUGCGUCUUCUGGCUCGUUGGUGUCCACGGUCUGGAGAAGUUCCAAGGACCUCUGUAUAAGGUCACCUGUCAAGAGGGCACCUCAUGUGAAGCUAUGUACUGUGGCUCUGGGAAUGUCAAUGAAGAGGUGCCACGACUCCUUCCGAUUAAUUUAACAAGCUCAACUAUACUCUACUGUGAUCAGAACACUUCGUGCUUCCCGUGCAUAAGCGUCGAAUUAACAGCAUCAUUGUCAGCAUCAGAGAUAAGCAGGAGUUUUGGUGGAAGUGCAAGUGGAUUCAUGAGAAGCAAAGGCAAUAACACAGAUGAAGAAAGCAGUGAAGAGGACUAUAAUGAAGUAAGUGGGUGGAUAUAUAUUUCCACCCACCAACCCGAAGGUGGGAUAAGCAAUUGUGUACAACUCAAGAUUCAAUUCACUGACUAUAACACAUUAUCAAGGUCCACAUCAGUGGCUACAGUGAAGUUGAAUUGCUUUAAAGCAGCCAUGAGCAGUGAGGUUCAGGUAAAGGCUUUCACAAAACCUGAAAACAAGAUUUUGGAGCACACCCAUAAAGUGGAAGAUUGCACUUGGAAAGAAUUUCUAGAGAACAUUGAAUGGUGCAAAGUCCCAGAAAUUAAUAUGACGCUGGAAAAAAAGCUGCAAAUGGCUGUUUUUAACGUACCACAGAAUUACUACACAAUGUUCAAGUAUGAUGUUACACCAUCCUUUGAGAGCAAAAACCCGCUGGAUUUGAUCAAAUUGAAUACGACCAAUAUGUAUCGCAACUUCUCGGAUAUUGUCCCGUGUUUGUGUAUGGAGAUGUGGUCUGCAACAAUAGAAGAUGCCAGAAGACGUAAAAUAUGCCCGUUUACAAAGAAGGAAGAGUUUCGAGAGAAUGUUUGGAGCCUGAGCAGCUUGGCAGUGGAGUACAAGGGGAAUGCACUACAGUGGACACUGUCGUCCCCUUGCAGCCUGACUGGGGACAUCUCACUUUGUUCCAAAUCAGAAGAUGGCGAAUUUUGUCAGGCCAUCCCUCACUCCAGACAGAUUAUUCAAGUUAAUGAACUGAGGGAAUUCAGAAGUGUGGACCCACACCCUUCACUCUGUGUAAAGGUUCUCUCUGGGAAGCAUGUCAAUCUUAGUUGCCCUUUUGGCAGUGAUUCCUCACCCCUGUGGAGAUUGGAGUCAAAAAUUAAACAGAACAUUGCUACUGUGAAGAUACUUCAUGAAAGAAAUCAAAUGAACUUUUCGAUCUGCAUUAAGAAAAGAAACAAAUGUGAACAUUUUCUGCAGGAGAUACAGCAGAUUAACCAAUGGAUGAAGCAAAUAGACUUAAUUUCACAGGAUUGCCUGCAGGUCUGGCGAUCUGAUGUGAGGUUCUCUCCACGAAUCACUCUGUGUCCCUUUGAGAUAUAUACAAGAGUGCGAUGGACUUUAUUAAUGGUAUUAUUACUAAUACUGGUUAUAAUCAUGAUUGCCAUACUUAUGGUCAAAAAAGUACUUCUUAAAGGUUGCACAAAGAUGAUCAAGUGGGAUUAUAAUGCAACAACUUCAGGUUCUCGAGAUAGUAUCCUUCUACUGUAUUCAGCAGAUCACAGGAGGUUUAAAGAACUAGUCAACACUUUUGCCUCUGCACUGGUCAGCAUAAAUGUCAAAGUAGUUGUGGACCUAUGGAAAUAUGGAGAAAUCGGCAUUCAAGGCCCUUUGGCAUGGUUCCACUCUCAAAAGAUUAAGAUUUCAGAAGAAGGUGGAAAAAUCAUCAUCCUUUUUUCCAAGGGUGCCAGUAUAAAAUAUAAUGAAUUCUUAAACCCCACAGGGAAUUCUGAAACCAUGCAUGACCCAUAUGAUGGAUUUAUGGCCUCCUUAAACUGUGUGCUUCCUGAUAUCACUAAAGGGAAUAUUUCUGGAACAUACGUUGUCGCAUACUUCGAAGGUCUUUUGAACAGAACAUGCAUACCAGAGAUAUUUAAUAAAAUGCCCAUCUACAGUUUACCUUCACAAAUCUCUGAGUUCCUUCAAGAAAUUGGGUUAUCAACCAAACACAUCUCUGAGCAGAAGAAAUAUGGCUCUCUAACAACAAUUAGCAGAUCUCUCAGGGAUGUCAUUAAGGAGUGUCAGAGGUGGGAACGAAUCUCAGUUGGGUGCCUUAAAUGCAAGACAUUAGAGGGGAUAUCCAACGAACAACAUGAAAGUAAUGCGAUGAUAAAUAUCCCACUUAUGAAAAUUGAGAAGCUUUCUACAGUCUGAAGAUCCCUUAAGGAAAAAUCUUUCUUAACAUUACCCAAGAGUGAAAGAUUAUAGCAAAGGCAGGUUGUUAUAAAGUAUAUUAUACAAAAAGUAAGAACUAUAAGCAUAUUCUGAUGAUGUCACUCCUGCAGCUUUGGGAUGGCUACCUUCGUUUUGGUAAGGUUACUGAGCUAGAAUGUUUUAAACCAAUACUUGAUAAAUAAUACUUUCUAAAGCACUCAUCAAUCUGAAAAACGAAACAAUCUUCAACGUGAUGCAAUGUUAAAUGAUUGAUUCUUUAAUGAAGGGACCAACAAACUGAAAGAAUUAAUAUGUUCUUUUGGAAAUGAAGAUAUAUUUGUUUAUCCUCUAGAUUUUGUUAAUAAAUAAACUGUACAUGUACUAGGUAAUGAAAAUCUGUUCUCAAUCUCAGGGUGCUCAGGCUUGCAAUAUAGAAAAAGACUUCAGAAAGACUUCAUUCACUCCCAAAAAAAAUCCAACAUGAACAAAUGGACCUCUUCAUUCUUCUACAGGAGUUAUUUUGUGACCGAAAUGUUUGUGUAUAGUCCAUCAAUG